This is a messenger RNA of Selaginella moellendorffii, 1294 nucleotides long. RefSeq lists its product as uncharacterized. The transcript has 6 exons. Bases 124 to 1155 code for a protein of 343 amino acids. The record is from RefSeq and is a predicted model, not a curated record. NCBI's taxonomy places the organism in Eukaryota, Viridiplantae, Streptophyta, Lycopodiopsida, Selaginellales, Selaginellaceae.
AAUUAGGGUUUAGCGCAUUAAAUGGCGCCCCGGAAGAACACUGUUAACAGCCGGGAAGGAAGCGCGAGGCGAUCUGGGACAGGGAUCUUGAGCGUGGGAUGAGAUCGCCAUGGGCUGAUCGCCAUGGAGGAGAGUUUUUUCUCCCAGAUAAGGCAGGAGAUUGCGGACGAGUAUGAGAAGAGGAAUGCCAAGCUUGCCGAGUGCUUGCGAUCCAUGGAAGGUGUCUAUGACAAGCAAAAGCAGGAUUUCCAGAAGAAGCAAACCUCGCUCGAGGCGGAGAACAAAGAGCUCAAGAAAAGGCUAGAGAUGGGUUUUUCGCUCGGACCCGGGCCAAAAUCCAAGCACGAUGGGCUGCACGACGGAGAACCCAGGCGAGUCAAAGAACUCGAAAGCAAGAUUCGAGAAUUAAACCAGGAGCUCCAGAAAAAGGAAGAACUGACUGGUUACCGAAGAAAGAGAGACGACUGGGCGAAGUUGAAGCUCGAGGCCGAGGUGAAAGCUCUCCGCAAGAAAGCCACGGUUGGAUGGAUGCUUGGAAGUCUAUGGGAAGUGAGCCUCCAGGGUGACGACCUUGGAGAAACCAUAUCCAUGGUGAAAAUGCUGAGGAAGCUACAGAAGGACCUGGAACGCGAAAGCUGGAACGUCACGGGUGGAAGCACCGAUGCUCUGGACAAAGAUGUGCAAGUUCUCCUGGACAAUGUUCAUGCGGUCAUUCAGAAAUCUGGAGUCCCAGUUAAGAGCAGUAAAAAGGACGAAAGCUCUCAGGCGCCGACGUCUCCCACUGCGGAACGCAUGGCCAGAAUCGGCCUCGUCAUGUCCCCUCGAUCUCCGGCCUCUCCGGCCUCUCCGGCCACUCCAAAGUCUCCGAGAAGAUCAGUCCCUUCCACUUCCGUGAGCUUUGCGAAGGAGAAAGAGAAGGAAAGAGACAGAGACGUGCCAAGCGCGCUAGCAAACACGCUCCUCGAGAUGCACAACUUAUGCGAGGAUCCGGAAGUCCAAGGCAAGGGCCGGGGUGAUAUCAAGCAAAUGCUCUCCAGCAUCGACGCAAACAUCAGAGCUCUGCUCGAGUCCGAAAAGAAGCGCACCACUGCGAACAGUGACAAUCCAGUUGGAAAGCCAAGCUCGCCACCAACAAAAACCGUGUGGAAAGGAUGAAAAAAAAACAGCUUUUUUUCUUCGCCAAGAUGAAGAACACUCGUUUAGAAGCUCAUGGAAGUAUUGUCCUUCGAUUAAAGCUCUAGAACAACCAUGCGUGCGAUCAAAGUCAGAAACAAGCGAAAGAAGUUCUUACCGA